This is a messenger RNA of Drosophila bipectinata, 439 nucleotides long. Its product is annotated as rhodanese domain-containing protein CG4456-like. NCBI's taxonomy places the organism in Eukaryota, Metazoa, Arthropoda, Insecta, Diptera, Drosophilidae. The record is from RefSeq and is a predicted model, not a curated record.
UAAAACAGAUUAUUUUAAAAUGUCUUUACUAGAGUCAACUGGAAGAUUGAUUGCCUCUAAACUAAAAAAUCAAACAAAAUUAAUUUUCCGUCAAUUAGCUUCAAUAGUCACCUAUGAGGAGGUUAAGGAUGUACCCAACAAACCGGAGAUAUGUCUGAUAGAUGUCCGGAGAAGGGAAGAGCUCAAGGAAACUGGAAGAAUUCCAGCCAGUAUCAACAUACCCUUGGAUGAACUGGAAGAUGCCCUUACUUUAGAAAGAUCUAAUUUUAAACUCAAAUAUGGGCGAGCCAAGCCCCAAAAGGACACCAAAAUCAUAUUUUCCUGUAGAUCGGGAAAACGUGCUCUAGAGGCUGAAAAAAUUGCCAAAGCUUUGGGAUACACUAAUCUAUCGCUUUACAGCGGAUCCUGGCUGGAUUGGGCUAAUAAUGAGGGUCUAUAA